This is a messenger RNA of Raphanus sativus (radish), 1265 nucleotides long. RefSeq names its product protein SUPPRESSOR OF NIM1 1-like. The transcript has a single exon. The record is from RefSeq and is a predicted model, not a curated record. Gene Ontology annotation, molecular function: protein binding. The coding region runs from base 171 to 1265 and encodes 364 amino acids. NCBI's taxonomy places the organism in Eukaryota, Viridiplantae, Streptophyta, Magnoliopsida, Brassicales, Brassicaceae.
UUUUACAAAAAAACACAUAUUGUUUGAUUUUCCCUAACAAGGACGAAAAAUGUACAUAUUGUUGGAUCAUAUCUUAUAUAUUGUUUCCAUUUUAACAAGGAUGAAAAUUGUACAUCGAAUCCUAUAUUAGCAGAGAAAUAAUUUAGUAACUAAAUCGCAAAGAAGACCUAAUGGAUCUGCGUGUUAGCCUUCCGUGGGAACUAGAGGAAGAUAUACUCUCUCGCCUUCCACCUCAAUCUCUUGUCCGAUUCAGAGCAGUGUCUAAGAGAUGGAACUCUCUUGUUAACGACAAGAGUUUCAUCAACAAGCACUUGUCUCUCUCCCGUCCCCAGUUUAUCUUCCUAACCAAAUCAAAGAUUUAUUCGAUAGACAUCAUCGAUCAAAGGAUAAAAUUGCGUGAGCUACAAUCUUCUUGCAGCCGGGAAUUAAAUUCGACAUAUGGAACCAUCACUACUUGCGAUGAUCUCUUGUUCUGUAAAUAUCCAGACCAUUGGAAGAAGGAGACAGCGCUCUGGAAUCCAUGGUUGAGACAGGUUAACUGGAUCAAGUUGUCCGAGCACAAAGACUUCGAAGUUUUCGGCUUAGGAUACGAUAGUAGUGGACCCCAAAAGGUUCACAAGAUUUUAUUCUACUUAGGUUACUACUCCCAGAGGCAGAGAGUUUGGAUGUACGAGUGUGCCUCUCAAGCGUUGAAGUUUAUUGAUACAGCUGACGAGGACAGGCCCAUAACUGAAACAGAUAAACGGUCACCUGUGUCCUUGUAUGGAAAUUUGUAUUGGAUUACUUACAAUCGCCAGACUCAUGAAUAUUUCAUCCAAAGCUUUGAUUUCACUAGGGAUAUUUUCAAACCCGUUUGUCUCGUUCCCUUUCAAGAUAACCAUUGUCUCGAUCAAAAUCUCCUUGCGGUUUGGAAAGGAGAUCGGUUUUCGUUGUUAAAGCAGUCCUUUUUAACAAGGAAGAUUGAGAUUUGGGUAAUGGAGAAUAAGAUUGAUGAUAAAGAGGAAGUGGUUUGGCUAAACUUGAUGACUUUAACAGCAAGUAACUUGCCAGAGUUGUUUCAUAAGAUGUAUGGCGUUAGUUACUUCAUCUAUGACAUGACCCUAUUCAUGUGUUGUGGCGACGAUGAAACUAGUGAGCCUUGCAUCUACAUAGGGAAGGGAGACGUGUGCAAUAAGAUUCAGAUAGGUUGUGGCCAGGUCGGUUGGUUUUCUCACUGUGCCUAUGUUCCAAAUUUGAUCUCAGUUCCUUUAGAAUUUCAGAUUUGA